AUGAAGAUGUAUAACCCCUUUUGUCUCUAUGACCUGCCAAAUAAAACUGACAAUACCCUUGACAGAAUUGCAAAAGAAGACUUCAAACUUCCUGAAGACGAUGAGUCGCAUACUGAAUGGAGAAACGAGUUUAUUACAUUCCUUCCACAGCUGGAGCGAGGGACUGUUAAGCUUUUGGAACCCAGAAACUGGUCUACCAUUGAUAGCCAUGAACUCGAGCCUGCGGAGCGCAUUACGUGUAUCGAAGUUAUUCGUCUUGAGAUUUCUGAAUUAACACAUGAGAGGAAAGACAUGGUCGUAGUAGGCUCGUCCAUUGUCAAGGGAGAAGACAUUGUCCCCAAAGGAUUCAUCCGCGUCUUCGAGGUGAUUGAUGUUGUUCCAGAGCCUGAUCAGCCCGAGAAGAGCAAGAAGUUGAAGCUAUUUGCGAAAGAAGAGGUGAAGGGUGCUGUCACGGCCUUAUCAGGCAUAGGUGGACAAGGUUUUUUGAUAGUUGCACAGGGCCAAAAGUGCAUGGUGCGCGGACUCAAGGAGGAUGGAAGCCUUUUGCCUGUAGCCUUCAAGGAUACCCAAUGUUACGUUAACGUUCUCAAAGAGCUGAAAGGAACAGGGAUGUGUAUUAUCGGUGACGCAUUCAAGGGACUGUGGUUCAUUGGGUACUCGGAAGAGCCAUACAAACUGGAUCUUUUCGGUAAAGAGAAUGAAAACUUGGCUGUCGUGGAUGCGGACUUCCUUCCAGACGGGAAUAAAUUAUACAUCUUAGUUGCGGAUGAUGACUGCAACCUCCAUGUUCUUCAGUACGACCCUGAAGACCCAAGUUCUUCGAAGGGUGACCGCCUACUACAUCGAAGCGUAUUCCACACAGGUCAUUUUGCAUCCACGAUGACUCUACUACCACAUGGGGCCCGCACACCCUCCUCACCUGUCGAUGAGGAUGCCAUGGACACAGAUUCACCGCCACCAUCAAAAUACCAAAUACUCAUGACUUUCCAAACAGGGUCGGUCGCAGUAAUCACUCCUCUCGGUGAAGAUUCCUACCGUCGUCUGCUAGCCUUGCAGUCGCAGCUAGUUAACGCGCUGGAACACCCUUGUAGCUUGAAUCCACGUGGUUACCGGGCUGUUGAGAGUGAUGGUAUGGGUGGACAGCGUGGCAUGAUUGACGGUAAUCUGUUGCUAAGAUGGCUUGAUAUGGGAGCCCAGAGGAAGGCAGAGAUUGCAGGACGUGUUGGUGCAGAUGUCGGUGCGAUCCGGGUAGAUCUUGAGAAACUCCAUGGUGGUCUGGCGUAUUUGUAA
Messenger RNA from Trichophyton verrucosum HKI 0517, 1290 nucleotides. RefSeq lists its product as uncharacterized. NCBI's taxonomy places the organism in Eukaryota, Fungi, Ascomycota, Eurotiomycetes, Onygenales, Arthrodermataceae. The record is from RefSeq and is a predicted model, not a curated record. Bases 1 to 1290 code for a protein of 429 amino acids. Gene Ontology annotation, molecular function: protein binding; nucleic acid binding. The transcript has 6 exons. Gene Ontology annotation, cellular component: nucleus; mRNA cleavage and polyadenylation specificity factor complex.